Cygnus atratus (black swan) is the source of this 3597-nucleotide messenger RNA. It is a transcript of the gene PAPOLG, whose product is annotated as poly(A) polymerase gamma. Bases 103 to 2361 code for a protein of 752 amino acids. Lineage: Eukaryota; Metazoa; Chordata; Aves; Anseriformes; Anatidae. The record is from RefSeq and is a predicted model, not a curated record. Gene Ontology annotation, cellular component: nucleus. Gene Ontology annotation, molecular function: poly(A) RNA polymerase activity; RNA binding. The transcript is spliced from 22 exons.
ACGCCGCCCCCAGUGGGCGGGCGCCGCGGAGGGCUGUCGGGAAGAUGGCGGCAGCCCGCGGGCUAGAAGGGAGCGGGGAGCGCGGGGCGUGGGGCGAGUGCCAUGAAGGAGACGGGCGGUACCUCUACCUCUAUGCUGCAGAACCAGCCUCAAAGGCACUAUGGAAUUACCUCUCCAAUUAGCUUGGCUCCUCCUAAGGAUAUAGAUUAUAUUCAUACUCAGAAGCUAGUUGAAGCAAUGAAGCCAUUUGGGGUAUUUGAAGAUGAAGAAGAAUUGAAUCACAGGCUGGUUGUUCUUGGUAAACUGAAUAACUUGGUCAAAGAAUGGAUUUCAGAACUUGGUGAGAGCAAGAAUCUUCCCCCUUCAGUUGUAGCAAAUGUUGGUGGCAAAAUAUUUACAUUUGGUUCUUACAGGCUUGGAGUACACACCAAAGGUGCUGACAUAGAUGCUCUUUGUGUUGCUCCUAGACAUGUGGAAAGAUCGGAUUUCUUUCAGUCACUCUUUGAAAAACUAAAACAUCAAGAAGAAAUAAAAAAUCUAAGAGCAGUAGAAGAUGCUUACGUACCAGUUGUCAAGUUUGAGUUUGAUGGCAUUGAGAUUGAUCUCGUGUUUGCAAGACUGUCUGUGCAAACUAUUUCUGAUAAUCUUGAUCUAAGAGAUGACUCCAGUCUAAGAAGCCUGGAUAUAAGAUGCAUACGGAGCUUAAAUGGCUGCAGAGUUACUGAUGAAAUACUACAUCUAGUGCCAAAUCAAGAGAACUUCCGGCUCACGCUCCGUGCGAUUAAACUGUGGGCAAAACGACGUGGUAUUUACUCCAAUAUGCUGGGAUUUCUUGGUGGAGUUUCCUGGGCAAUGCUAGUAGCAAGAACAUGUCAACUCUAUCCAAAUGCAUUGGCGUCUACUCUUGUGAACAAGUUCUUCUUGGUUUUUUCAAAAUGGGAAUGGCCAAAUCCUGUUUUGCUGAAACAACCUGAAGAGAGUAAUCUUAACUUACCAGUAUGGGACCCUAGGGUCAACCCAGCAGACAGAUAUCAUGUAAUGCCUAUCAUCACCCCAGCCUAUCCACAGCAGAACUCUACAUACAAUGUAUCUACAUCAACACGAGCUGUAAUGGUAGAGGAGUUCAAACAUGGUCUUGCAGUAACAAAUGAGAUUCUUCAAGGAAAGUUAGACUGGCCAAAGCUCCUUGAGCCACCAAACUUCUUUCAGAAGUACAAACAUUAUAUUGUACUGACUGCUAGUACCUAUACUGAAGAGCAUCACUUAGAAUGGGUUGGCCUCGUUGAAUCUAAAAUCCGUGUGCUGGUUGGAAACCUGGAGAGAAAUGAGUUUAUAAAUAUUGCACAUGUAAAUCCCCAGUCUUUCCCUGGCAACCAAGAACACCGUAAACAGGGUGGCUAUGUGUCAAUGUGGUUUCUUGGAAUCAUAUUUAGGAAAGUGGAAAGUGCAGAAAGUGUUAACAUUGAUUUAACGUAUGAUAUACAGUCAUUCACAGAUACAGUUUACAGGCAGGCUAACAACAUCAACAUGCUAAAGGAAGGUAUGAAGAUUGAGGCGGCUCAUGUGAAGAGAAAGCAUCUCCAUUAUUUUCUGCCUCCAGAAACCUUACAGAAAAGAAAGAAGCUGUUGUUUCAGCAAAGCAUGCCAGAUACUAGUCAAAAUGCUAGUGGUCUUCAGUGUAAAAGGGCCUCUUCAGAUGGAAGCUUGGACAGUUCCAGAGACACGGACUUCAGAACACCAUGUAAUUCCCCUUCGUUAAAUAGGAUAUCUAAAUUGGACACCUCUACAGCAGAGAUGGAAAGAAGUGUUGUGAUUCAGAGAACUAGUGGUGCUAACAACAGAGAGGAGAUGAAUCAUGUAGCUGUGCCACCAGUGUCUAAGGAAAUCUCCAUUCCAGUUAUUGGUUCAAAAAUGGAGGCUGCAGUUGCAGUAAGACCAUCAGGACCUCCAGCUGGCUGCACUGUUCCUGCAGUAAUAGAACAUAACACGAUUUCUCGACUUAGGACACAUUUUGUCCAAGGACAGCAUGAACCGAGUAGAACUCAAAUUACAAAUUUAAAGAGUACUAUACCUAAACGACCUCAUUCACCUACCUCAGAAGAAUACCCUAAGAGACCAAAAGACAGAGAAAAGUUAACUGGCCAGGAUUCAGCAUUCAAAGAUGGUGGUAAUCCAGAAGAUGUAAAGAGAAGAUCUACAGAAAAUGUUGGCCUUGGUGGAAAAUCUAAGCUGAUUCCAGUUAUUGACACAUCAAGGUCACAGAGGCUCUCCAGUAAAGAACUACCAGAUUCUUCAUCUCCUGUUCCAACAACUAAUAUUCGUAUUAUUAAAAGAUCCAUCAGACUUACCCUUAACCGUUAACCUUUAUCUCUUUAUCUCUUCAGGUAAAGAUAUUUGUUUAGUGAUUCAUAUUAUCAAUGUGUAUUCUUACUAACAAAGAAUGGACUGUUACUGUUGCCGUACUGCAGUGUCAGACAGUUAAAUAUUUCUGUUUGUGUUUUUGACCUGGAGAUGCUGUAGGAUACUCCUCUUACUGUGUAGCUUUUCCAAGAUCAUCAAGUAACAAGUCACAGUCUACAAAAAUCAUGGCCUUUUUAGUAGUAUUAGCUUAGGUGCUUUCUUCCUUUGGAACUACUUUGUAUACUCUUGCAACAUCUGUCUUUAUUAGUCUUUUUAAGGAGUCUUAACUAUCACUAGCUGAAACAGCUUUCUGAAAUAGCCACAAAAACAGCUUGUCCUGUAACUUGGAUUCAGAAUGUAUGUAAACAGGGAUGACUAGUCAUGACAUCUGUAUUCUGUUUUCAAGCAUGUAGGAAUGUGCUUGUAUUCAUUUGAGCUUUCCUAGUCGAUGUAGAUGUGGUGUUCUUAUCUUAAAUUAUCUUCCAGUUUGGCACAUACACUCCUGUGCGUCUGUCACAAUUGUGCUCAGCUUCCACAGGCAGUAGCUUUCCAUAGUCUAGCACAGCCAUGCACUACAUAAGUAUUGUCUCCCAUGGAGGCCCGUAAAUCUAAAUACUGAAGAAAAUGCAACAGAGGAUGCUACCAAGGUAUGGAGAUGAUAGACAGACAUAUCCCAUGCCAUGUUAUGUUUUUUUCUUAAGGCUGCUCCAACAUGAGACUUAAGUUCUGUUUUCACUGGGUAGCUGAGCUAAAUUCAGAACACAAGCGAAGAUGCAUCUCAACAUUGCAGCAGUUGAGGCUGUUGUGACACUGCACACCUGUAAACUGCAGUCUUUAAAGCAACUGUCAUGUAGAAAGUGGUACUGCGUUUCAGUGAAAACCUGGAAGUUCAAAAUGGUUACUUGAAAACUUGUAGUAGCCUUAAGUCUGGUUCUGUAAACAAACUGAUAACACUGCUUACCCAGUAAAGUGCAUUAGGGUUUUUUGGGGGUGGAGAGAUUCUAAUUAUGGGAAAUAUGCUAUCUUUCUAUUGUAAUUUCUUUAUAAUUGGUGACUUUUUUGUAAAUGAAGUUGUAUGUCUUUUCCAGAGUAUUUUUGUAUGUACUGUAAAAUACUAUCAUCCAAAGAAAUUUGAAGUCUUUGGUUGUCUUUCCUCUUUUUUUAAUGUAGAUGGCUUCUGAUUAAGGAAAAGCAAAA